Molecule: messenger RNA, 1959 nt
Organism: Insectozyma verbasci
Lineage: Eukaryota; Fungi; Ascomycota; Pichiomycetes; Serinales; Debaryomycetaceae
Source: the annotation of a GenBank genome assembly
AUGAAAUUAAUUGAUUCUUUUAAAGAUGCAAUUAUAAAUGAACAAAAAUCAGAAAGUUUAGAAUAUGAGAGUUUAAGUGCUAAGAAAUUAUAUCAAUUGAAUCUAGCUGUUUUCGAUUUAGAUAUUGUUAAUUUAAGAACUAGUUUAAAUGGUAAAUCAGUAUUUGAAUUAAAGAUCAAUUCAAAUAUUGAUGAUGUUUCCAUAAAAAAUGGUGACAUUAUAAAAAUUAAAUUCAUGAAAGAUAAAGAUAAAAAAGAUGUUGGUAUUGAUGGUGUUGUUUUAAAAUGUACAAAGGAAAAUAUUUCAGUUGUAAUUGAUGAAUCGGUGAGUGAUGAUGAGAUUUUGCAAUAUUAUAAUAAUACCGACAAGAGUGAUUCUAGAGUUUGUUUGAUUAAAAUGGGAAAUUCAAUAACGUACAAACGUAUGUUAAUAACAAUGGAUAAAUUAAACACUUUUGAUGCAGGUGAUAAGAAUGACAUUCAUAGGAUUUUACUUGGAGAACUGAAACACACUAUUAAUGAAGAAAAAACUAAUUUUCAGUUGAUCAACCAGAACUUGAAUCCGUCACAACGUCAAGCUGCGGAAUUUGCUACCAAAUCAAAUAUAUCUGUUAUUCAUGGUCCACCAGGGACAGGUAAGACUUAUACUUUAAUUGAAUUAAUUCAACAAUUGACAAAUAUGGGUGAAAAAGUUCUAGUAUGUGGUCCAUCAAAUAUAUCAGUUGAUUUAAUAAUAGAAAAAUUAUCUAAAUCUUACAAUACUUCUGAUAUUAUAAGAAUUGGUCAUCCUGCAAGAUUAUUGCCAGUAAAUUUACAACAUUCAUUAGAAGUUCAAAGUAGGUCAAAUGAAGGUAAAGAGAUAAUUAGAGAUGUUGAAAAGGAUAUAAAUUCCACAUUAAAUAAGAUUAAGAAAGUUAAACGAUAUGCUGAAAGGAAAGAAUUAUAUCAAGAAUUAAAAUUUUUAAAAAAAGAGUUACGUAUAAGGGAAAAGAAAAUUGUGAAUGAUCUUCUUCAAAAUGCGAAAGUCAUAGUUGCAACAUUACAUGGAUCAGGAUCGUAUGAACUUCGAAAUUUGAAAUUUGAUACUGUAAUAAUUGAUGAAGUGGCACAAGCAUUAGAACCACAAUGCUGGAUACCAUUAAUGAAUAUAAAUAAAGACUUUAAAAGGUUUGUUAUAGCAGGAGAUAAUUUACAACUACCCCCAACUAUCAUGAGUAAGAAUAAAACUUGCCUAAAUUAUACUUUAUUUGAUAGGAUAGUUAAAUUACAUGGUGAUAAAUUUAAAAAAUUUUUAAAUAUUCAAUACAGAAUGAAUUCGAGUAUUAUGAAGUAUCCUAGUUUGGCAUUGUAUGAAAAUAAACUAAAAUGUGAUUCUACAGUUGAGACUAUAAAUCUUUUAGAUCUUCCAAAUGUUGAAGAUAAUGAAGACUCAAGAAUGAAAUGUAUAUUUUAUGAUACAAUUAAACAAUUUCAAGAAAGGAAACUAGACCAAGAUGAAACUGGGAAGAUAAAUAGUAGUAUCUCAAAUGAAGGUGAGGUGUCAUUGGUAAAGUACCAUUUACAAAAAUUAAUAGAUAGUGGCGUUAAAGAAGAAGAUAUUGGAAUAAUUGCACCUUAUUCAGCACAAGUGCAAUUAAUUAAAAAACAAUUUGAAGAUACAAAAAUUGAAAUUUCUACAGUUGAUGGAUUUCAAGGUAGAGAAAAAGAAGUUAUAAUUCUUUCAUUAGUUAGAUCAAAUGAUGAUAAUGAAAUUGGAUUUCUUGCUGAAUCUAGAAGACUUAAUGUUGCAAUUACAAGAGCAAAAAGACAAUUGUGUCUUAUUGGUGAUCUAGAAUUACUCGGUAAGAGUAAAAAUAAAUUCUUGGUUAAUUGGAGUAAGUAUAUUGAAGAUGGUGUAAGUGAAGGUACCAUUGAACCUUAUGAAAUAAUAUAUCCAGAUGUUCUUGAUUAUAUAGAAUAA